UCAUGUUACAUUUAUCGUUAGAAGAAUUGUGUAGAAUAUUCGCAGUCGUAUGAUAAUAGGUAUAAUUAUGAGAAUUAUGAACACUUUAUAAACAUAUAAGAAAAAAAUUAUAGCGGUUAUAUUUCGUUUGUAAUUUUGAAUUACGUGUAAAGAAGAUAUAAACACAAAAAUUCGAUAUUUGCUUACGUGCGUGCGCGAUAUAGCAAGAUUCCACAGGGAACACAUUGAUUGGCUUAAUGUUUGAAUAAUAUCGAAAAAAGAUUAGAUACCACGCUAUUGUAUUACUGAUAUCGGCAUCGUUGAAGGUAUCUCGCGAAUGUUUAUUGCAUGUGCGUUCGAGAGAAAUACGCCUUUUUACAACGAUAAGAGUGGAUAUACCAAUCGGAUACCGAGCCAACAGCUGCCAGUUGCAUUAGUCAGCAUUAGUUUCGGCUAUUGUGUUUGACUGAGCACAGUAUUACGAUUAUUUAACAGUCAUGGAAUUACCAUCGGCAUUGAAAACGUUAUUUAAAUAUAUAGAUGAACAUAAGCAGGAAUAUAUAAAUAAUUUGAAAGAAGCAGUAGCUAUUAAAUCCGUAUCAGCAUGGCCAGAUCACAGAGACGAAAUAGUAAAAAUGAUGAAAUUGGCAGAAGUGAAACUGAAAAAUCUUGGAGCAACUACAGAAUUGGUUGAUGUAGGCAAACAGACUCUUCCUGAUGGUAGCGAAAUUCCACUUCCUCCUGUACUACUUGGCGACCUUGGAUCUGAUCCAAAAAAGAAAACUGUGCUUCUAUAUGGACAUUUGGAUGUACAACCAGCAUUAAAAGAAGAUGGCUGGGAUACUGAACCUUUUGUUCUUACUGAAAAAGAUGGAAAACUUUUUGGACGAGGUAGUACUGAUGAUAAAGGGCCAGUUCUUUGUUGGAUACAUGCAUUACAAGCUUACAAAGCAACUGGAAUUGAUAAUCCUGUUAAUCUCAAGUUUGUCUUUGAAGGAAUGGAAGAAAGUGGAAGUGAAGGUUUAGAUGAGCUACUUUGGGCAAAGAAAGAUAGCUUCUUAAAGAAUGUAGAUUAUGUCUGCAUAUCUGAUAACUAUUGGCUGGGUACUAAAAAACCAUGUAUUACUUAUGGUCUGCGAGGUAUCUGCUACUUCUUCAUAGAAGUCAGUUGCGCUGCCAAGGAUUUGCACAGUGGUACCUUUGGUGGAUGUGUACACGAAGCUAUGGCAGAUUUGGUUUACUUAAUGAAUACCCUGGUUGAUGUUAAUGGUCAUAUUUUGGUAGACGGUAUUUAUGAUAGCGUAGCUAAAAUAACUGAAGCUGAAUUGGCCAGUUAUAAGGAUAUAGAUUUUGAUGUGGAUGAAUUUAAGGAAACAGUUGGAACUAAGCAACUGUUACAUAAAGAGGAUAAGAUUCAACUUUUAAUGCAUCGUUGGAGGCAACCUAGUCUGUCCCUUCAUGGGAUACAAGGUGCUUUCAGUGAGCCAGGAGCGAAAACGGUAAUUCCGAGCAAGGUUAUUGGUAAAUUUUCAAUCAGGAUAGUACCUCACAUGACUCCGGAGGAAACAACCGAGAAAGUAAUUGCAUACAUAAAUAAAAAAUGGCAAGCCAGAAAUAGCCCGAAUAUUAUGAAUGUGACAAUGUACCAUGGUGGAAAACCAUGGUCCGAAAACCCCGAGCAUCCGAAUUACGUGGCCGGCCGGAAAGCUACUCAACAUGUUUACAAAAUAGAGCCCGACCUCUCUCGCGAAGGCGGGUCAAUUCCAGUUACUCUCACAUUCCAGGAAGUUACUGGUAAAAAUGUAAUACUCAUACCAGUCGGACAGGGCGAUGAUGGUGCGCAUUCUCAAAAUGAAAAAUUGAAUGUACAUAACUACAUCCAAGGGACAAAACUACUUGGAGCUUAUUUAUAUGAGGUAGCUCAAGUGUAAUAUUCCAUUGUUAAAAUUUGUUUGUUAAGGAUCUGUAAGUUAUAUAUUUCCUAUUACAAACAUACAUUUAGAUGUUCUGAUGUUCAGAUAUCUACGAAUUUAACUAUGAGCGCAAAACACUGAAUUAUAAGCUAUUUUUUCAUGAUUUUUUUUCUUACUGAAAUUUCAUCAUAAAGAUGUUUUUGUAAGAAAUUUAUAUACAUAAAAGAUUUACAUAUAUAAGAAAUUUCUAAAGCCAAUGUACAAGAUAUAUAUUCUUAGUAAAAGAAAAAAAAAUAUACAUAUAUAUAUUUCU
Molecule: messenger RNA, 2205 nt
Organism: Formica exsecta
Lineage: Eukaryota; Metazoa; Arthropoda; Insecta; Hymenoptera; Formicidae
Gene: Cndp2
Product: cytosolic non-specific dipeptidase
Exons: 5
Coding region: 477-1910 (477 amino acids)
Biological process (GO): proteolysis
Molecular function (GO): metallodipeptidase activity
Source: RefSeq, a predicted model, not a curated record